CUGGAGUCCCCGGCGCCGUCGCGCAGGUGCCUCCGCCGGGGUCGGGAUGGAGCUGCCGGCCGUGAACUUGAAGAGGGGUUGGCGCAGUGACUUAACUUCGGUCUGGGGAGUGUGGACCUUGGACUGAACCAGCCAUUUUGGGUCUUGGUAAAGGCACCUUGAGACAGGACCUUUAGACUCCCGAGUGUCUGAGACCAGAGUGACUGAAGAGAUAGAUGGCCGUGGGGCAGCGAUGUGACCCCCCAAUUGGGUGAUUACACAUUCUGACAACAGCACAGUGGACAGAGGGAGGAUUUGGGGACCAAGUUUCAAGGCCAAGCUUUGCUAGUUAGUAGCUGUGUGACAUGGAGUAAUUCUCCUGGUUCACUGGCUGCUGACAACCUGGGGCUGCAUUGCAUUCUCUGGCUCCUAUGCCUGGAGCAACUUCACCAUCCUGGCCCUGGGUGUGUGGGCUGUAGCCCAGAGAGACUCCAUUGAUGCCAUAGGCAUGUUUCUUGGUGGCUUGGUGACUACUAUCUUCCUGGACAUUGUCUACAUCAGCAUCUUCUACUCAAAGUUUGCCACUGGGGACACUGGCCGCUUUAGUGCCGGCAUGGCCAUCCUUAGCUUGCUGCUCAAGCCCUUCUCCUGCUGCCUCGUCUACCACAUGCACCGUGAGCGAGGGGGCGAACUCCGCCCCGGUUUCUUUGGGCCUUCUCAGGAACGUAGUGUCUACCAGACGAUUGACUCUCCAGACUCACCUGCAGAGCCCUUUGCAGACCUAGAGGACAGGGGCCAAGCUGUUCCGCGGGGGUACUGAGACUGCUUUGUGCACCUGGCCCUAGCUGUGUGGCUUUCCUGGUGCCCAGCAGAAUGAUCCUCUCUCCCUUUCCUGGACCUAAGAUGGAGCGUCCCCACCUGAAUCAUGUGCCCUUGGGAGGUCAGGAGCUCCUGGGCUCCCCAGCCUGGGAACACCCCAGUCCUAACUCUCCAGGCCUCCCUUCUCUUCAAGGUACCUGCUGGUCCCCAGGCUGGAACUAUGGCUGCUUUCUUCAUCUCCUGCCCCAUAACUAUACCAUGCCCCUGCUGAUCUGAGUGUGACAGGGUCAGGCCUUAGGGCCAAUGAUGGCCACUUCCCAGGCCUCCCCCCAAAUUGUCCAGUCCUCCUAAGAAGCUCUGGAAGCUUCUGAUCCUGUUCAGCCUUGGGACCUGUCCUGCAUAGGAGUAAGGUCCCUGUGCCUCUCACUGCCUGAUUGCUUGGUGCCUGGGAUCCCAGGCCUGGAGACAAAAGGUCUACAGCUGCCCCCUCUUGGAGCCCUGACAUUAAAGUUCAGAGAUUCUGUGGCUGA
Messenger RNA from Nannospalax galili (Upper Galilee mountains blind mole rat), 1328 nucleotides. RefSeq names its product angiotensin II receptor associated protein (gene Agtrap). The coding region runs from base 488 to 799 and encodes 103 amino acids. Gene Ontology annotation, cellular component: plasma membrane. NCBI's taxonomy places the organism in Eukaryota, Metazoa, Chordata, Mammalia, Rodentia, Spalacidae. The record is from RefSeq and is a predicted model, not a curated record. Gene Ontology annotation, biological process: regulation of blood pressure; angiotensin-activated signaling pathway. The transcript has 7 exons.